UUCAGACUUUCAAAAAAUUCCUUUGUUUGCAUCCCAGAUGAAGAAGACAUUGGUCUGGAAGAAUUAGAAGACAUCUUUCACGAGGAAGAUGCAAAAAUGCAGAAAAAAAGGAAACAGAGGAAACUGAAAGAAAAUAGAAUUCCCAGAAUGAAACGGAAAAAUAAAGAGGAGCCCAAAUCAUCUGCACAGUUAAUGGAAGAGUGGGGAUUAGAUGAUGUUGAUUAUGCCUUUUCUGAAGAUGAUUAUCACACAUUAACAAAUUACAAAGCCUUUAGCCAGUUUCUCAGACCUUUGAUUGCCAAGAAGAAUCCCAAAAUUCCCAUGUCUAAGAUGAUGACUGUGCUUGGUGCGAAGUGGAGGGAGUUCAGUGCCAAUAACCCAUUGAAGGGGAGCUCUGCUGCUGCUGCUGCAGCAGCUGUUGCUGCUGCUGUGGAACUAGUAACUGUCACUCCACCCAUUUCCCUUACCGCUCAGCACUUAAGUCAGCCAGCACCAAUCAGGAAAGCCAAAACCAAAGAGGGCAAAGGUCCAGGAGUGAGAAAGAAAGCAAAAAGUGCCAAGGAUGCUAAAAAGAAAAUGAAGGGCAAGAAGAUGGCAACUGCUAUAAAGUUCAAAAUUGGAGGGAUUGCCAAUAAAAGGAAAAAAGUAUCUUCAAGUGAGGAAGAAGAUCGGGAUGAGUCAGAUUUCGACAGUGCCAGCAUUAACAGCUCUUCAGUGCGAUCUGAUGGCUCCAUUGCAUGGGUCAAAAAGAGCAAGAGAGGCAAGAAGAAAAAAAAAAUGGAAGAUGGCGAUGGCUAUGAGACAGACCAUCAAGAUUACUGUGAGGUGUGUCAGCAAGGAGGAGAGAUCAUACUGUGUGAUACAUGUCCCCGUGCAUACCACUUGGUCUGCCUUGACCCUGAGCUAGAGAGGGCACCAGAGGGCAAGUGGAGUUGCCCCCACUGUGAAAAAGAAGGAAUCCAGUGGGAGCCAAAGGAAGACGAUGAAGAAGAAGAUGAGGCUGGUGAAGAGGAAGAAGAAGAUGAUCAUAUGGAGUUCUGUCGGGUCUGUAAGGAUGGAGGAGAACUACUAUGCUGUGAUGCAUGUCCUUCAUCAUAUCAUCUCCACUGCCUUAAUCCACCCCUUCCUGAAAUACCCAAUGGCGAGUGGCUCUGUCCGCGUUGUACAUGCCCUCCUUUAAAAGGCAAAGUGCAACGAAUCUUACACUGGUCAUGGAGAGAACCCCCACCUCCUUCAUCUCCAUUGCACUCUUCUGAAGUAGAACCAGCUGCUCUGCAACCAAAACCCCUGGAGGGUCAACCAGAGAGGGAGUUUUUUGUGAAAUGGGCAGGGUUGUCAUACUGGCACUGUUCCUGGGUUAAAGAAUUACAGCUAGAGCUUUAUCAUACAGUCAUGUACCGAAACUACCAAAGAAAGAAUGACAUGGAUGACCCCCCUCCUUACGACUAUGGCUCCGGGGAUGAGGAUGGAAAGAGUGAGAAGAGGAAGAAUAAAGACCCUUUGUAUGCAGAGAUGGAAGAAAGAUAUUACCGUUAUGGGAUCAAGCCAGAAUGGAUGAUAAUCCAUAGAACAUUGAACCACAGCUUUGAUAAGCGCGGAGACAUUCAUUACCUUAUCAAAUGGAGAGACUUGCCGUAUGACCAGUGUACAUGGGAGAUUGAUGACAUAGACAUUCCUGAAUAUGAAAACUUCAAGCAGUCUUACUGGAAUCACAGGGAACUAAUGCUGGGAGAAGAUUUAAGUGUCAUAAAGAAGCUUAUCAAGAAAGGAGUGAAAUUAAAAGAUGAGAAAUUAGAGAAACCUCCUGAAACACCUACUAUUGAUCCUACUGUCAAGUUUGACAAGCAACCCAGGUACAUUGAUAUAACAGGUGGCACCUUGCACCCAUAUCAGCUGGAAGGUUUAAAUUGGCUUAGGUUCUCCUGGGCACAAGGAACGGACACAAUCCUUGCAGAUGAGAUGGGACUGGGAAAGACUGUCCAGACCAUUGUGUUUCUAUACUCUCUCUACAAAGAGGGUCACUCCAAAGGUCCUUUCUUGGUUAGUGCACCCCUGUCCACCAUAAUCAACUGGGAGAGAGAGUUUGAGAUGUGGGCACCUGAUUUCUAUGUUGUUACGUACACUGGGGACAAGGAAAGUCGAUCAAUUAUAAGAGAGAAUGAAUUCUGCUUUGAGGACAGUGCCAUCCGCAGUGGGAAAAAAGUCUUCAGGUUAAAGAAAGAAGCCCAGAUUAAGUUCCAUGUUUUGCUUACAUCAUAUGAAUUGAUCACCAUCGAUCAAGCUAUUCUUGGAUCAAUAGACUGGGCAUGCCUUGUUGUAGAUGAAGCCCACAGGCUGAAAAACAACCAAUCAAAAUUCUUUAGGGUCUUAAACAGCUAUAAGAUUGACUACAAACUGCUGCUUACUGGUACGCCGCUACAGAAUAACCUGGAGGAGCUGUUCCACCUGCUGAAUUUCCUCACACCUGAAAGGUUCAACAACUUAGAAGGCUUUCUGGAGGAGUUUGCUGACAUAUCUAAAGAAGACCAAAUUAAGAAGUUGCACGAUUUGCUGGGGCCACAUAUGUUGCGGAGAUUGAAAGCUGAUGUGUUCAAAAAUAUGCCAGCCAAAACUGAGCUCAUUGUUCGAGUUGAGCUAAGCCAAAUGCAGAAGAAGUACUACAAGUAUAUUCUGACAAGGAAUUUUGAGGCACUAAACUCCAAAGGAGGUGGCAACCAAGUGUCCCUGUUGAACAUUAUGAUGGAUCUGAAAAAGUGCUGCAAUCAUCCCUACCUCUUUCCUGUUGCUGCUGUGGAAGCUCCUGUCUUGCCAAAUGGAUCAUAUGAUGGCAGUUCCCUUAUUAAAUCCUCUGGAAAACUAAUGCUGCUUCAGAAGAUGCUGAGAAAAUUGAAGGAUGGCGGACACAGAGUGCUUAUUUUUUCCCAGAUGACGAAGAUGCUGGAUUUACUGGAAGACUUUUUGGAGUUUGAGGGUUACAAAUAUGAACGAAUAGAUGGAGGAAUUACAGGCGGACUGCGACAAGAGGCCAUCGACAGGUUUAAUGCCCCAGGUGCCCAACAGUUCUGUUUCCUUCUGUCUACCCGUGCUGGUGGUCUGGGAAUCAACUUGGCCACAGCUGACACAGUCAUUAUAUAUGACUCUGACUGGAACCCUCACAAUGACAUACAGGCCUUCAGCAGAGCUCACCGCAUUGGUCAAAACAGGAAGGUGAUGAUUUAUCGUUUUGUCACAAGAGCAUCAGUAGAGGAGCGGAUCACCCAAGUAGCAAAGAGGAAGAUGAUGCUAACCCAUUUAGUAGUCCGACCUGGACUGGGGUCCAAGUCUGGAUCCAUGACAAAACAGGAACUUGAUGACAUCCUUAAGUUUGGCACUGAGGAACUCUUUAAAGAUGAUGUGGAAGGUGGGAGAUGUGGAGACAAGAAGGGCCGGGGAAGCACCAAAGAACUCUUAAAUGAUGACAUAGAAGGUGAUAGUCGAGAAGUAGAGGACAGCAGUGUAAUUCACUAUGAUGAUGAUGCCAUUUCCAAGCUGCUGGAUCGGAACCAGGAUGCCACAGAUGAUGUUGAUCUGCAGAAUAUGAAUGAAUACCUCAGCUCAUUUAAAGUGGCCCAGUACGUUGUGCGAGAAGAGGAUGGAGCGGAGGAGGUUGAACGGGAGAUUAUCAAGCAGGAAGAGAAUGUGGACCCAGAUUAUUGGGAGAAGCUGUUAAGACACCACUAUGAACAGCAGCAAGAAGACCUGGCCAGGAAUCUUGGGAAAGGAAAGAGGAUCCGUAAACAGGUCAACUAUAAUGAUGCUUCUCAGGAAGAUCAAGAAUGGCAGGAUGACCUUUCAGACAAUCAGUCAGAGUAUUCCAUUGGCUCAGAAGAUGAGGAUGAAGAUUUUGAAGAACGUCCUGAAGGUGGAAGAAGGCAGUCUAGAAGGCAGCUGAAGAGUGACAGAGACAAGCCCCUCCCCCCUCUGCUGGCCAGAGUUGGUGGUAACAUUGAGGUUCUUGGAUUUAAUGCUCGACAGAGGAAGGCCUUUUUGAAUGCCAUUAUGAGGUGGGGUAUGCCACCCCAGGAUGCUUUCAACUCCCACUGGCUGGUACGCGACUUGCGUGGAAAGAGUGAGAAGGAGUUCAGAGCCUAUGUAUCCCUGUUCAUGAGACACUUGUGUGAGCCUGGAGCAGAUGGGGCAGAGACAUUUGCAGAUGGUGUCCCAAGGGAAGGGCUGUCCCGACAGCAUGUACUUACAAGGAUCGGAGUCAUGUCACUAGUCAGAAAAAAGGUACAAGAAUUUGAACAUAUCAAUGGCAAAUACAGCACCCCAGAUCUGAUACCUGAAGGAACAGAGAUUAAGAAACUGAAUGAUUGUAUCUCAUCUGAUUCAAACACACCGGUUCCUGCUAGCCCAGCUCAAAUUCAACCUAGCACUCCUGCCUCCUCUGAUAAAAGUGAAACACCUUCAGGAGUACAGGAGGAAAAGGAGUCUGCCGAGGCUAAAGCUAAAAAAGAAAUGGAAGUGCAGGACCUGGCAAACAAUGAACAGCCCAACUGUGAAGAGAAACCCCAGGAGAACAUGGAAAGUAAAGACAAAAUUGGAGAAGAUAGAGGUAGUGAGAGUGAAGAAACUGAACUAGCUGCAGGACAGCUGUUGAAUGCUGAUGUUAAUGAAGACAAAGAAACAUCUGUAGAAAAAACAGACACAGAUGCUGUUGAAGACAAACUGGAAGACAAAGAAUGCAAGCCAGCUGAAGAUAAGGAUGUGAAGAAAGAAGAGAAAGAGGCCAAUGAGACUCAGGAGAAUGGAGAAAAAGAAGAGAAAGAUGAAGAAGAUGAAGCAGGAAGAAAGGAGGAUAAAAACAACAAAUUCAAAUUCAUGUUUAAUAUUGCAGAUGGUGGUUUUACAGAGUUGCACACUUUGUGGCAAAAUGAAGAAAGGGCAGCCGUUUCAUCUGGCAAGAUAUAUGACAUCUGGCAUAGAAGACAUGAUUACUGGCUGUUGUCUGGGAUCGUCACACAUGGUUAUGCCCGCUGGCAGGACAUCCAGAAUGAUCCCCGUUAUACAAUUUUAAAUGAGCCUUUCAAGUCAGAGAUUCACAAAGGGAACUAUCUAGAAAUGAAGAAUAAGUUUUUAGCUAGACGAUUUAAGCUACUAGAACAAGCACUGGUGAUUGAAGAGCAACUCCGCAGAGCAGCAUACCUAAACAUGUCCCAAGAUCCAAACCACCCUGCUAUGGCACUCAAUACUCGCCUUGCUGAAGUGGAGUGCCUUGCUGAAAGCCACCAGCACCUCUCCAAAGAGUCAUUAGCUGGGAAUAAACCUGCCAAUGCUGUUCUGCAUAAGGUUUUAAACCAGCUGGAAGAACUGCUGAGUGAUAUGAAAGCAGAUGUAACGCGGUUACCAUCCAUGUUAUCUCGAAUACCACCUGUUGCUGCCCGCCUACAGAUGUCAGAACGCAGUAUUUUAAGUCGACUCACAAAUCGGGGAACUGAUCCUCCUCCUCCUCAGCAGCCUUUCUCACAGGGCUCCUUUGGCUCCUCCCAGAUGUAUGGCAACAACUUUGGCCCAAACUUUCGUGGACCUGGACCAGGAGGGAUAGUCAACUAUAGUCAGAUGCCUCUGGGACCCUAUGUGACUGCAACUUCAAAUGGCUCAUCCUCAAGUCAACUGGACAAAAAAUUAGCAGAUACUCUUAAAGACAGUGGAUCUGUGGAACACAAAGGAAAGUCUAAUGACAUCAUCUGUAUUGAAGACUAAUCUUGAACUACCAAUACAAUUAUAACAUAAAGCAGCCAUUUGCAUAUUUUAAAGUGUUCUUCAAAAAUCAUACUAAGGAGCCUCUUGCUGGAAGGAGACUUUCCUUGUACAUCUUUUUUGCACUUUUUUCUUAUUGAAGACUUGAAAGUGUGUCUUGUUAAAAAAAAAAAGAAGAGUUUGACUUUUACCGAAUGGAAACUUAGCAUCACCAGUGUUAAACAUUUUCUUUAUUUCUGCAUUGCCAGUUUAUUUAAAAUGAGAACUAUGAAUGAGUGAACUGCCCAUGCCUGGGAUUUUCAUUCCUUGAGAAAUGACAAACAUUGACCAUUACAGUAUUUUUCUUUAGGCUCAGGUGUUCUGUUUUUCAAGUAUAAAUUUAAAACAAUUAGUAUUUUAAAUACUUGCCAUUGUUUUAGUUGAAUGAGAAACUGGAAGUUAAUAAUUUUCUUACAUAACGAGUUUUAGAAUGUUCCCAGUGUAAAUGGAGACGUGCAGAUUUUAUAGUAUUUCUGUCAUAUGAAAUCCUUUUGAAUGUUCCCAGGUGACAAUACUAAAACUGUACACAGUUACCUGCUAAAUAUUUAUAUAAAUGCCUUAGGCAUGAACAAAACAUUUUAAAACGCUGCCCCUCCUCAGUUUUUUUUUUCCAAGACUGUAAGUAAUGUUUCCUCAUCUCCCUCAUCUGGUAAUUUUUUUUACAUUAACUGGUGCAUGUAAAAUGAGAUUUUUUUACAGAACGCAAAUUACAUUUCAUUGGUGCCAAGAGGUAUGUAUUGGUGGAGGGACACCUUCACUAAACAGUACAGUGCAUAUUAUUAUUGCAAUUUUUAAGCUGCAUUGAGUUUACAGAUACGUACGCUGCUAUUAGUGUUAAGUUUACUGGUGCCCCAGAGUAUUAGAGGGUUUCACCUAUCUCUUUUUUUUCUUUCUGUCACCAGAAUAGUAAUAGGAACCUGUGGUUAUAAUGAAACAGUAGAAAAUGCAACAGGAUCUAUGUCAGAUUGAUUUGAAUUUUCAGAAAUACUGUAACAAACCAGAGUCUGUAUUGCAGAAUAAAAAGUUACUGGGAAAAUGUUAAGUGAAAUAUACAAAGCUCGCCAAAAAUUUAAAUACUUUGUUAGGUAAAUUAAUUUUUACAUUCCUUUGUGACCUUUUCCUUCUUUUGUGUUAAAUCUAUUACAUUUAAUCUCAUAAACUUGAAAGAAAAUUACAUAGUAGCUAAAAAUACAAUAUUCUAUCACCCAUAUCUGACAACUUCUAAAGUUAUUUGUAACAUCUAUAAGUCUUAAAAAGUAAAAAGACGUAUUUAAAAGCAUAAUUUUCAUAAUGUGGGUGAUACCAUCAUUGUUCAUAUAUUACCUCAAAAAUAUUGUAAAGCUUUUAUUGCCACAUGCUUUACUUUCCAUAGUUCAUUUUUUUCCAUUUAUCUCAAAACCUUAGAAUCUAAUUCCACAUACAUUUACCUGUAGAUAUUAAUGCAGAAGGUUAUAAUUUAGCCAGCACUGCCAUCUGCACACUUAUUUCAUGCCAAGACCAUAAUCACUGCUUUGUUCUGCAUUUCUAUCCCAAAGACUCUAUCACCGAUUCAUUUUGCCUCCUGGCACAUCUAAUUAUCAUUCCCUGGUUUUGAGAAGAAGGGUUGAGUAGAUUUCAGGUAUCGGUUAAGUUUUUGAUAGUCAGUAUUUCAUUGUCUAUUAAAAAAGUUGUUGUUGUCAGUUUGCUCUUUUUUGAGCUGGGUUAGUUUAUUGUAAGAAAUUAAAGGCUGUACUAAAUGAGGUGCAUCCCAUGUCAAAUAUUGCUUUGUUUAUUUAUGCCUUUUGUAAUACAAACAUAGUGCAAGUAAAACAUUUUGCAGUCUUCUGUGACAUUAAGAAACUCCAGCCUCUCUUCAGUUUCCUUUCUAAAAUCCUUGUCCUAAAUAAUUAAAAGUAUGUAUUUGACCCACUGUAUGUUUCUCAGAUUAGCUAUGUUUCAAGAUGGCAAAUUACUUUUUAUGCCUUGAAGGCACAUAUACAUAUAUAUAUAUAGAUACGAGUAAAUAUCUUAUAUUCUUUUCCUGAAGAAAAGAAUUAAAGCAAAAAAGAAGUGCUAAAUUUUUUAACUGCAUACUUUUAUGUAUGUAGAAAACAAGAAGGGAAAAAGACACUUAUUUUAUCUUAACCUUUGGAGUGAGAGCGUUUAAUUAACGUUUUUUUUUAAAGCAAAGUGAACUUCUGGCCAGUAUUUAACAGAUUUUGAUUAUUCUCCAGACCGAAAGGCACAGCUGUGGAAUGUAUAACUUUAUUUGGUGAUGCUUUAAGCUCCAGUAUAUAUGAAAAAACCUCAAGGGUGAAAAAAAAAGACUCUUGUAAUUUCCUGAAGGGUGAAUUAAAGCUUUGAAAGCUACUUGACAUACAAUA
This is a messenger RNA of Protopterus annectens (West African lungfish), 8141 nucleotides long. It is a transcript of the gene CHD5, whose product is annotated as chromodomain helicase DNA binding protein 5. The record is from RefSeq and is a predicted model, not a curated record. Lineage: Eukaryota; Metazoa; Chordata; Ceratodontiformes; Protopteridae. Gene Ontology annotation, cellular component: nucleus; NuRD complex; chromatin. Gene Ontology annotation, molecular function: ATP binding; chromatin binding; histone binding. The transcript is spliced from 38 exons. Bases 97 to 5742 code for a protein of 1881 amino acids. Gene Ontology annotation, biological process: negative regulation of transcription by RNA polymerase II; chromatin remodeling.